Messenger RNA from Episyrphus balteatus (marmalade hoverfly), 1934 nucleotides. RefSeq lists its product as uncharacterized. The record is from RefSeq and is a predicted model, not a curated record. The transcript has 7 exons. Lineage: Eukaryota; Metazoa; Arthropoda; Insecta; Diptera; Syrphidae. The coding region runs from base 118 to 1758 and encodes 546 amino acids.
UGGUGUCUUCUUGGUUUUUGCUUCUUCCAGUUUCAAAACAAACGUAAAUAGAAAUUUAUUUUAAUAUUUUUCGAUUAGCAUCUAGACGUUUAAGCAGAUUUUUUGUUUUUUUGUAAUAUGUUUUCCUUUAAUAAGUUACUUCUAGUUCGUACCCUGGGCACCAGUCAAGCGAAACAUUUAGCUAGAAAUAUUAACAUCAUCAAAAAACGCAAAUUUUCUUAUUUCAAAAUUGGAACAGGGACAACUUUAACAACAUUUAUUGUGUAUGAUUACGUUGUAAAUGAUUUUACUUACUGUGGCGCAACAAGUCGAUUUUUACGUUCAUUAAAAGUGGCAACACAAAUAGCUUUCGACUACUUACUGCUUCAGCAAAAAGAAUCCUAUGAAAACUAUGAACAACUACUUAAAGAAGUCCAUUUGAAAAGUGCCAAAAGAUUACUUGAUGCGUGUUUGAACAACGGUGGACUGUAUAUUAAAGUUGGUCAGGGUGUAUCGGCAAUUAAUCAUAUCUUACCAAUUGAAUAUACUCAAACUUUGUGUAAACUUCAUGAUCAGUGUUUGCAAACAACUAAAGAGGAUGUUCAGGAAGUCUUUAAAAGAGACUUUGGACAGCUGCCAGAAGAGAUAUAUGAAAAUUUUGAUUAUAAACCAAUAGCGGCAGCAAGUCUUGCACAAGUUUUUCGAGCUAAACUGAAAACAGGAGAAGAUGUUGCCAUUAAGGUGCAGUAUAGUGAUUUACAAAAACGGUUUACAAGCGAUUUGGGAACCAUUAUGUUCUUACAAGAUAUUAUUGAGUUGUUCUUUAAAAAUUACAACUUUAGUUGGAUAAUGCAAGAUCUAAAGAAAAAUCUGAUACAAGAAUUAAAUUUUGUCGAAGAAGGUAAAAACUCGGAGAAAUGUGCAAGAGAUUUGCAAAAAUUCAAAUUUGUAUAUAUUCCCAAAGUGUACUGGAAUCACACAAAAGAGAGAGUUCUCACAUUGGAAUGGAUUGAUGGAGUUAAAAUUACCAACAUCAAUGAUUUAAAAAAGCAAAAACUAAAUCUUCCAGAAAUAGAUUUUAAAUUGUUUACAAUUUUCGCCGAACAGAUUUUCAAUACUGGUUUUGUACAUGCAGAUCCACAUCCUGGAAAUAUUUUUGUCCGAAAGGCCAAAAAUAGCAACGCAUCCGAAUUGGUAAUACUUGAUCAUGGACUAUAUGAAACAGUGCCGGAAAAAGUACGUCUUGCUUUGUGUGACUUUUGGGAAGCCACUGUUCUAAGAGACGAAAAGAGAAUGAAACGAAGUGCAUCGGCUCUUAAUAUAAAUGAAUACAAAAAUUUUGCCCAGGUAUUGUUUCAGGUUCCAUUUGAAAUAAAUGGAGGGCAGGUUAAAACAAAACUAUCCGAUGAAGAUAUUAAAUAUAUGCAACUAGUAGCCAGAAACAAUUUUGAUCGAAUAAUGCAAACACUUCGAGAGAUGCCAAGAAAUAUGCUAUUUGUUGUUAGAAAUCUCAAUACUAUUCGAGCGAUAAGUCGUCAUCAUGGUGAUGUUGUUGAUCGACCAAAAGUAAUGGCGCGUCAUGCUCAAAGAUGCUUGUAUACCAAGUAUAAUUCAUUUGUUGGCUACUUGCGUUGGAUUUGUAGAAGAGCUCUUUUUGAGUAUUGUCUAUUAAAAAAUUCAUUCAAGACGUCAGUUUUUAGUUUGUAUAUAAAUACUUUGUAUAAACUAGGAAGAUCACCAAUUACAUCCGAACAAAUUUUCAAAGCACAAAAAGCUUGACAACGUUUUAUUUUGAAUUUAAGUAUUCAUGUCAUUGGUCGCGCUAAAAAGUUAUCGAUGUAGUAGGGAAUAGUUUUAAGUAAAUAUUGUAAAGUCAAAAUAUACACACAUUAUUGUCCUAUUUUUCUAAAACUUUGCGUUGACUACUUACUGAAUAAAGAUGCACUUUGAAUCAA